Acaromyces ingoldii is the source of this 979-nucleotide messenger RNA. RefSeq names its product DNA binding methylated-DNA--cysteine S-methyltransferase. Bases 105 to 677 code for a protein of 190 amino acids. Lineage: Eukaryota; Fungi; Basidiomycota; Exobasidiomycetes; Exobasidiales; Cryptobasidiaceae. Gene Ontology annotation, molecular function: methylated-DNA-[protein]-cysteine S-methyltransferase activity. The transcript has a single exon. The record is from RefSeq and is a predicted model, not a curated record. Gene Ontology annotation, biological process: DNA repair.
GUGCGAGAAAGAUUGCGACACGGGCAUCGGGCGAAGUCGUCCAGCUCUCCCGCACGAUACGAUACACGAUCAUCGACUCCAAAUAUGGGCGGGUCCUUGUCGCUAUGACUGAGCAAGGCUGGACGUGCUGCAUCCUGCUCGAUCCAAACGUCAAAUCACGCGCGCGUAUCGAAGGCGGCGGCGGGGCCGCCAAGAGCACGGUGAAGGGCGGGCAGCUGAAGCAAGUGGACCUCGUCGAGGAUCUCCGCCAACGUUUUCCGACGUGCGAGAUCCACCGCGAACUAAAUGGCACCGCGUUCGAUCGGAUCAGGCGAUACAUCGAAGAUCCAAGCACAAUGGAAGAAGAGGAAGUGACAAAGCUCCGGAAAGAAAGCGUGCUCUAUGGCACGCCGUUCCAGAUCAAAGUCUGGCUGGCCAUGGCGCGGAUCGGGAAAGCGAAACAGGCCACCUACGGGAGCUUGUGCCGUACGCUUGGGCUAGGCACGAACAGCUCGCGGGCCGUAGCCCAAGCUUGCGGCGCAAACCCGCUCACCCUCCUCUUUCCCUGCCAUCGAGUGGUGGGUGCCAAUGGGGCGGUGGGAGGAUACCACUGGGGCCCAUGCAUAAAGCAAAAGAUCCUUGAAGACGAAAGGAAGACCAGCGCAAAGUUGUUCCGCUUCGCCGCUCCGGUCUCCUGAUUCGCUGCGAUCGCUUCGCUCGUCGAACAAUCUGCCCCGCUCCACUCCGCACCAUGACAGAUCUGACUUCACAGUCCGGCCCUUAGUUGGAGGCAUCGUCAUUCCUUCUCUUCGUCGCUUUCUUUACGAAUUCAUGACGCAUGCACAUUCAGCCGAUAACAUUUACUUCGCACAGUGGCAGCACACUGCAGUGCCACUGAGAUUGUAUAUACACUUUCUCAUUCAUUCGCAGCUACGAGUUGAUCUUGCCGAGCUUCAACAGGUUCUGGACCGAGCUUGCAACCAGCUUUUCGCCUCCUUCG